Molecule: messenger RNA, 1467 nt
Organism: Symbiodinium natans
Lineage: Eukaryota; Dinophyceae; Suessiales; Symbiodiniaceae
Source: the annotation of a GenBank genome assembly
AUGGCCGUUUGCCUGGAGGUGGCACUGAUAAGUGGCAAGAGGGCCAAGGUGGAGGCUGAGCCGAGCUGGCUCCUGGAGAGGGUGAGAAAUCAGGCUCGCUGCACCCUGGGCUGCGGCUCCGGCGUCUUGCUGGGACCUUCCGGAGACUUCUUGGCAAAAACUGCCAGCGUAGCCGACGCCGGCUUGCGAACCGGGGAUGUCCUGACCCUCCACAUUGGGGAGGUGCGGGUCGCCGCGACUCAGCGGGCGUUUGCCGCCCUCCUGGCCGACGGCUCCGUCGCAACCUGGGGUGACCCGAAUGGUGGUGGGGAGAGCGGUCACGUGCAGGCGCGCUUGCAGAGGGUGAGGGAGAUUCAGGCGAACGAUGAGUCCUUCGCUGCUAUCCUCCAGGAUGGUUCCGUCGUAACUUGGGGGUGCGCGGACGGCGGUGACAGCGAGGCGGUGCAAGAGAGGCUACGCGACGUGGCCGCCAUCCAGGCAGCCGGAUUUGCAUUCGCUGCCCUCCUGAAAGAUGGAUCCGUCGUCACCUGGGGCGACCCCGUCAAUGGCGGAGAUUGCUCUGCAGUGCAGCGUGAGCUCGUCAAUGUGCAGAAGAUACAUGCAACCAAGUAUGCGUUUGCCGCGCUGUUAGAGGGCGGGCCAGUGGUGACUUGGGGCUCUCCCAUUUUUGGCGGCGAUUCUACCCCUGUGCAGAUGCAGCUGGGUAGCAAUGUGAAGGGGGUCAUGGCAGCCGGAUUUGCUUUUGCUGCGUUGCUCGAUGACGGGUCUGUGGCAGCUUGGGGCGUGCCAGACACUGGUGGAGACACCAGUUCCGUUCAGGAUGAGCUCGAGAACGUGCGGCAAAUCCAAGCAACUGAUGGAGCGUUUGCCGCCUUGCUUGAGGAUGGGGCUGUGGUGACCUGGGGCUCUCCAGAGCACGGCGGAGACAGCAGCUCCGUGCAACAUCAACUCCAGGCGGUGAUACUGGAACAACUCAGGCAAGCCAUCCAGGCGAACGAAGGGGCUUUUGCAGCUCUGUGCAGCAACGGCGCCGUCGUCACUUGGGGAGUCCCAGCCUAUGGUGGGGACAGUGCGGCUGUGCAGGAGCAACUCAUGCAGGCGCAGCAGCUGCAGUGCACGGAGUCCGCCUUCGCGGCUGUCUUGCGCGACGGGCGCGUCGUGACCUGGGGCCAGCCCGGAGCUGGCGGAGACAGCAGCGCCGUGCAGAAGCAGCUUGAGAACGUUCAGUGCAUCCAAGCAUCCUACACCGCCUUCGCAGCCUUGCGUGCGGAUGGCACGGUGGUGACCUGGGGUGACCCAGCUUGCGGUGGAGACAGCCGUGGUGUCCGGGAGCAGCUGACAAAGGUGAAACACAUUGCCGGCAACCAGGGCGCUUUUGCUGCCAUUCGCCUGGAUGGCUCCAUCGUGACGUGGGGCGAGGUGGACUCUGGCGGGGACAGCAGUGCAGUCAGAGAUCAGCUGGCUUAG